GGGGGUUGCUGCCAAGUGUCCUACGCUCGUGGGGUACCGCUUGGGUCCUGAUUGACCGACGGGUGGCAUUGCCAGGAGGUGACGUUGGAGCCGUUUGCAGCUCACACCUAGUCAUAGGCUGAUCUGACUUUCCUCAAUUAGAGAUUUUUAAAGACAGAGGCUCGCCAUGUACCCUGGCUGUCCCAGAACUCACUAUGUGGACCCCUGGGCUGGUCUCGGACCCACAGCUCUAUCUCCUACCCCUGUUUGCGAGUUCCAGGCAUGAGCCACACACCCAGCUCUAUGAACCUAACGUGUACAGACUUCAGACCAAGAUGCCUGCUGCUUCCGUCUGGAUAGGAUUAUGUUGGCAACGCAGUUGGAACUGUAGACUUUACGCUCAAAUCCUUAAGUUCUGUGGAACACCAGUGUUGCCUGACAGUCCUGGUCUGUUCCUGUUUAUUCUCCUGGAGUGCUAGGGACUGGUUUUCCCUUUCUCCUUGAACAGCAGUGGCAGAGCUGUGUGUUCAAUACAGACAGACUGAGGAGGGGAUGGUAAGCGAGCUUAUCGCCUUCUGCACCAGCACGGGGAAAAUGUACCUUACUUCAGAGAUCCUGCACUCUUUUGAACACGAGGUUCUGAACAAAAAAUUAUCCAAAGCUUGGCACAGUGCCUCCAAAAACAGUGGGCAUGCAGGAGCGAGAGACAUUGUUUCCAUCCAAGAGCUAAUUGAAGCAGAGGAAGAAGAGGAGACGCUUUUGAACUCUUACACCACACCCUCUAAGGGUUCCUGUAAGCGAGCUAGCAGCGCCCUAGAAACCCCCCUAACAAAGAGGAGUGUCUCUGCCCUCAGCCCACAUCAGCUUCUCUCACCAUCAAGCUUCUCCCCAAGUGCUACCCCCUCCCAGAAGUACAACUCAAGAACCAACCGGGGAGAGGUGGUUGUCACCUUUGGCUCAGCGGAGGGCGUGUCUUGGUCCGGGAGAGGAGGUUCUGGAAGCGUCACCCUGAAGGCCAUAGAGCCUCUCACUGGCACCUACAAAUUUAUGUUUCAGCAGCUCCCAGAUGUUCGAGAAGCUCUGAUCUGUAAGAUAGAAGAGCUCGGCAGCGAGCUGAAGGAGCAUUACAAGAUCGAGGCUUUUUCUCCUCUCCUAGUCCCAGCACAAGAGCCUGUCACCGUACUGGGUCAGAUCGGCUGUGACAGCAAUGGGAGGCUGAACAGCAAGUCAGUGAUUCUUGAGGGAGACCGGGAACACUCCUCAGGCACUCAGAUUCCGGUGGAUUUGUCUGACCUCAAGGAAUAUUCCCUCUUUCCUGGACAGGUUGUAAUUAUGGAAGGAUUCAACACCACUGGUAGGAGAUUCACUGCCACCAAACUCUAUGAGGGUGUGCUGCUUCCAUUCUACCAGCCCACCGAAGAGGACGGAGAUUCCGAGCAGACUGUGGUUUUAGUUGCCUGUGGACCUUAUACCACCUCUGACAGCACCGCAUACGAGCCCCUGCUUGAUCUGAUCACUGUCAUCAACCGUGACAGGCCCGAUGUCUGCAUCCUGUUUGGACCUUUCCUGGAUGCUAAACAUGAACAGGUGGAGAACUGUCAUUUGACAAGCCCGUUUGAAGAUGUUUUCAAGCAGUGCCUGAGAACAGUUAUCGAAGGAACAAGAAGCAGCUCUGGCUCCAACCUUGUCUUUGUCCCAUCUCUGAGGGAUGUACAUCAUGAACCAGUGUACCCACAGCCGCCCUUCACCUUCCCUGAACUGCCUCGAGAGGACAAAAAGCGAGUGAGGUUUGUGUCAGAUCCCUGCAGCCUCUCCAUAAAUGGAGUAAUGUUUGGCUUGACGUCCACAGACCUGCUGUUCCACAUUGGGACCGAGGAGAUCUGUAGCUCUUCCGGGACUUCGGACAGAUUCAGCCGAAUCCUCAAGCACAUCCUGACACAGAGAAGCUACUACCCACUUUACCCGCCCCACGAGGACAUGGCCAUAGACUACGAGAACUUCUAUGCCUAUGCCCAGCUGCCGGUCACCCCUGAUGUCUUCAUAGUGCCGUCAGAGCUGAGGUACUUCGUGAAGGAAAUCCUUGGCUGUGUCUGUAUGAACCCCGGGCGGCUCACCAAAGGACAAGUGGGCGGCACCUUCGGCCGCCUCUACCUCAGGAGGCAGCCCAUGGCUGGGGACGGCGGGGGCAGGCAGGGCCUGAGCGUGGCUGCACAGGUGGUCAGGAUCUGAGCCUUCAGCCUGGGUCCCGCAGCCUCACAAACACCAGUGGCCCAGGCAUGGCCAUCUGAUGACCAGACCGUUGGUGCGCCUGACAAGGAUCUGGCCAUGGGGACAGUACUGCAGGGCUAGGGCCCCAUGGAGCUGUGCCUUGCCAUGAACCGCGCCUCCCUCCUUGCUUCACAAGGUAGAUGGGGUGUCCAGAAGUGAGCCAUCUGUGGAGACUGCCUGCCCAGAAAGGCAGAAAAACUUUGCGAUGUUCUGUAUGAAUCAAACAUGGCAUUUAAAGAAAUAAAUUUUUUUAGUAUAACUGA
Meriones unguiculatus (Mongolian gerbil) is the source of this 2510-nucleotide messenger RNA. It is a transcript of the gene Pola2, whose product is annotated as DNA polymerase alpha 2, accessory subunit. Gene Ontology annotation, cellular component: alpha DNA polymerase:primase complex. The transcript is spliced from 18 exons. The record is from RefSeq and is a predicted model, not a curated record. NCBI's taxonomy places the organism in Eukaryota, Metazoa, Chordata, Mammalia, Rodentia, Muridae. Gene Ontology annotation, biological process: DNA replication; DNA replication initiation. Gene Ontology annotation, molecular function: DNA binding. Bases 532 to 2208 code for a protein of 558 amino acids.